CGACAGCUGCAAUUUUGGUGACAUUUAGUUCAGGCGCCGCGUGGAGCACAGAACUGGGGGUCCUUCAGCGACAGGGAAGGAUAUUUUAACCACCAAACAAGCCCGAUGUUUAUAUUGGUGCAAAUUGGAGUAUGCCCGCGGAACGCAACAAGUCGGUCAACAUGGACGAAAAAGAUGCGAGUUCGUUUUUAAACAAGGAGAAAGACAAGGACCGAGAGGGAGACAGGCGGCCUGCCUCUUCCCGGGACAAGUCAAAGGAUGAGACAAAGGCGAGUGCAAAGAAAGACAACGGCAAAGCUGCGGAAGAGAAAAGGAGGCGUUUGGAAGAGGACAAGAGAAAGAAGGAAGAGAAAGACCGUAAGAAAAAGGAGGAUGAGAGGUUGAAAGCAGAGGAGGAGCAUAAGCAGAAGGAAGAGGAGGAGAGGAAACAGAAAGAGGAAGAGGAGAAGAAAAGGAUACAGGAGGAAGAAGAGAAGAGGCAGCGUGAAGAAGAAGCAAACCUACUCAAGGAGAAGGAGGAGGGGCAGCAGCUCCACCAGGAGGCGUGGGAGCGUCACCAGUCUCGCAAGGAGCUGCGCAGCCGGAACCAGAACGCCCAGGAGGGCCGGCCGGAGGAGGCCUUCUUCAGCCGGCUGGACUCCAGCCUGAAGAAGAACACGGCCUUCGUGAAGAAGCUGCGCACGCUGACGGAGCAGCAGCGGGACGCGCUCUCCAACGACUUCGCCUCGCUCAACCUCAGCAAGUACAUCGGCGAGGCGGUGGGCUCCGUGGUGGAGGCCAAGCUGAAGAUCUCUGACGUGGGCUGCGCCGUGCACCUGUGCUCCCUCUUCCACCAGCGCUACGCCGAGUUCGCUCCGCUCCUCCUGCAGGCCUGGAGGAGGCACUUCGAGGCGCGCAAGGAGGAGAAGACGCCCAACGUGAGCAAGCUGCGCACGGACCUGCGCUUCAUCGCCGAGCUGACGGUGGUGGGCCUGUUCACCGACCGCGAGGGGCUCUCGCUCAUCUACGAGCAGCUGAAGGCCAUCAUCGGCGUGGACCGCGAGACGCACACGCACGUCUCCGUGGUGAUCAGCUUCUGUAAGCACUGCGGGGACGACGUGGCCGGGCUGGUGCCCCGCCGUGUCAGGGGGGCGGCCGAGAAGUUCGGCCUGGCCUUCCCGCCCAGCGAGAUCAUCAGCGUCGAGAAGCAGCAGCCCUUCCAGAAUCUUCUCAGGGAGUACUUCACCUCCCUCACCAAGCACCUGAAGAAGGACCACCGCGAGCUGCAGAACAUCGAGAGGCAGAACAGGCGCAUCCUGCAUUCCAAAGGGGAACUGAGCGAAGACCGGCACAAGCAGUAUGAGGAGUUUGCCACGUCGUACCAGAAGCUCCUGGCCAAUACGCAGUCCCUGGCCGACCUGCUGGACGAGAACAUGCCAGACCUGCCCCAGGACAAGACCGUGCAGGAAGAGCACGGCCCGGGCAUCGACAUCUUCACCCCUGGCAAGCCGGGAGAGUACGACCUGGAGGGGGGGAUCUGGGAGGACGAGGACGCCCGGAACUUCUACGAGAACAUGGUGGACCUGAAGGCGUUCGUCCCCGCCAUCCUGUUCAAGGACAACGAGAAGGGACUGCAGGGCCGGGAGAGGGAGGAGAGCAAAGAGCCCAAGGAGGUGAAGGAGGUAAAGGAGGUGAAGGAGGUGGUGAGCACGGAGGACCUGGAGCUGGAGCUGGAGACUCUGGACAUCGCCGACGACACCUUGGAGGUGGAGGUCACGGACGAGGUCGAGGGGGAGGAGCUCGCCAAGAAGCUGCUGGACGAGCAAGAACAAGAGGACGAGGAGGCCAGCACCGGAUCUCAUCUGAAGCUCAUCGUCGAUGCCUUCAUCCAGCAGCUGCCCAACUGCGUCAACAGGGACCUUAUCGACAAGGCUGCCAUGGAUUUCUGCAUGAAUAUGAACACCAAGGCUAACAGGAGGAAGCUAGUCCGGGCCCUCUUCACUGUACCACGACAACGGCUGGACCUCCUCCCGUUCUACUCCCGCCUGGUGGCCACCCUGCACCCCUGCAUGUCGGAUGUGGCCGAGGACCUGUGCUCCAUGCUGAAGGGGGACUUCAGGUUCCAUAUCAGGAAGAAGGAUCAAAUCAACAUUGAAACGAAGAACAAAACUGUGCGUUUCAUUGGGGAGCUCGCCAAGUUCAAGAUGUUCUCCAAAACGGACACUCUUCAUUGCCUAAAGAUGCUGCUGUCAGACUUCUCUCACCACCACAUUGAGAUGGCCUGCACUCUGCUGGAGACCUGCGGCAGGUUCCUCUUCAGGUCCCCGGACUCGCACCUGCGCACCAGCGUGCUACUGGAGCAAAUGAUGCGUAAGAAACAGGCCAUGCACCUGGACGCUCGCUACGUGACCAUGGUGGAGAACGCGUACUACUACUGCAACCCGCCGCCCGUGGAGAAGACGGUGAGGAAGAAGAGACCACCGCUGCAGGAAUACAUCCGGAAGCUUCUGUACAAGGACCUGUCCAAGGUCACCACCGAGAAGGUACUGAGGCAGAUGCGGAAACUGCCCUGGCAGGACUCUGAGGCGAAGAACUACCUCAUCUGCUGCAUGGUCAACAUCUGGAACGUCAAGUACAACAGCAUCCACUGCGUGGCCAACCUGCUGGCGGGGCUGGUGGCCUACCAGGAGGACGUGGGCAUCCACGUGGUGGAUGGGGUCCUGGAGGACAUCCGGCUGGGCAUGGAGGUGAACCAGCCCAAGUUCAACCAGCGGCGAAUCAGCAGCGCCAAGUUCCUGGGGGAGCUGUACAACUACCGCAUGGUGGAGUCGGCGGUCAUCUUCCGCACCCUCUUCUCCUUCAUCUCGUUCGGGGUGAGCCCCGACGGAGCCCCCAGCCCCCUGGACCCCCCCGAGCACCUGUUCCGCAUCCGCAUGGUCUGCACCCUGCUGGACACCUGCGGGCAGUACUUCGACCGUGGCUCCAGCAAGAGGAAGCUCGACUGCUUCCUCAUCUACUUCCAGCGGUAUAUCUGGUGGAAGAAGAGCGUGGAGGUGUGGACGCAGGACCACCCGUUCCCCAUCGACAUCGACUACAUGAUCAGCGACACCCUGGAGCUGCUGCGGCCCAAGAUGAGGCUGUGCUGCUCCCUGGAGGAGGCCACGCGCCAGGUCUCCGAGCUGGAGAGGGAGUUCCUGCUCAAACUGGGCCUAGCCAUGGAAAAGGACGGGAAGUGCUCCAGCAGCAUCAGCGAAGGGGAGGCCCUGGACGAGGAGGAUGACGAUGAUGAUGAAGAGGGCGGGGCGGAGACCGAGGAACAGUCCGGGAACGAGAGCGAGAUGAAUGACCACGAAGAGGAGGAGGGGUCCGAAAACGAGGAGGAAGAGCGAGAGGAGGAGGAGGAAGAGAACACGGACUACCUGACCGACUCCAACAAAGAGAACGAAACGGACGAGGAGAACAACGAGGUGACCAUAAAGGGCGGGGGUCUGAAGCACGUGGCCUGUGCUGAGGACGAGGACUUCAUUCAGGCCCUGGACAAGAUGAUGCUGGAGAACCUUCAGCAGCGGAGCGGGGAGUCUGUGAAGGUGCACCAGCUGGACGUGGCCAUCCCGCUGCAGCUGAAGAGCCAGCUGAAGAAGGGCCCUCCCCCCGCCUGCAGCGCCCAGGCAGAGGCCGAAAUCGCCGAGACCAUGCAGUUCGUCAUGCUCACCAGGAAGGGCAACAAGCAGCAGUUUAAGAUCCUGAACGUGCCGCUGUCCUCACACCUGGCCGCCAAUCACUUCAACCAGCAGCAGGCGGAGCAGGAGGAGCGCAUGCGCAUGAAGAAGCUCACACUGGACAUCAACGAGCGGCAGGAGCAGGAGGACUACCAGGAGAUGAUGCAGUCCCUGGCCCAGCGGCCGGCCCCCGCCAACACCAACCGAGAGCGCCGGCCGCGGUACCAGCACCCCAAGGGCGCGCCCAACGCCGACCUCAUCUUCAAGACCGGAGGAAGGAGACGCUGACACAGGCGCUACAGAGUGGAGCUUCAGACCUGAGUCCUCCCCGGCUGACUGAGAGGAGCAAGACCCCCCUCCCCCCCACCUCACCGAGACUGCAGGAGGGACAGCUCAUUGGCCGCAGGGGGAGGGGGGCGGAGACAGCACGACCCCGCCUCUGACCCUGCCUCUAACCCCUCCCCCCCCUCCCCUCCCCCCCCCCACACCACGUCCCCUCCCCCGUCCGCCACGCGGCCACACCUGUAUCAGAACACCAGCAGCAGACUAACCGUACCCCCACCCAACCCCCCACUGACCCCCGAUACCAGGGCACAGACUGUCUGUAGAAGGGGAACAGCUGGGAGCUCCAUAGGGGUGUAAUGGCUCUGUGAAAACCGCACGUGCAGACCAGAGUGUGAGUGUGAGUGUGAGUGUGUGAGAGAGAGAGAGAGAGAGAGAGAGAGAGAGAGAGAAAGUGUGUGUGAGAGAGAGGGAGAGGGAGAGAGAGAGAGAAUGUCAGCUCUAACACUGUUCCCCUGCACCUAAGGAUUAGUACCUGUUGCUUUUCUCUGUCUUUAUAUAAGUGCUGUACGUUAGGAGUGUAUUUCUGAGGAGAGUUGGAGAGGAGAGGAGAGGAGAGAAGAGGAGACUACCGGUGGUCAGGGCAAAGAGGGCACGUUUAGGAGGAGAAAGUGUGUGUGGGAUGGAGUUUAGGCGUGCGGGCGUGUUUUGGGUGUGGGGGCAGAAUCGGCUCCAGUGAUCAGCUUCAGAGAUGGCUCGUUCCUUCCCUCCAUGCUGGAGUAGCGUGUUACCAUGGUGAUGGCCCUGAAGGGGGGCUGCUUUGGGAGAAGAGUCCCUGAGGGUGGAGACGACACGGACAGACCGACUGACCGACCAGCUUACCAUCGCCAGAAACGGGGAAAAAACAUCUUCAUUCAUAAAUAUCUAGAGAGAUAAACGCUUUAUUUUUUGGUCUUUUAUUUUCUUGAGGAAAGCCUUUACUUUAUCCUCUGUAAGGUUGUACAACAGUUUUUUGGCAUUGAGGCUCUUGAUUUGUGUGGAUAUGCUUUGUUUGCUGUCCUGUGGUUUGAAGUUAAACGAGGUUUGUAAGUGUGGGCUGUGACCUGCCUCUUUGCUUUCCUGUAGACUCUGAUUGAUUUUGAUUAUUUCUCUCUGUGUAUAACCUUUAGAGAAGCUUUUUCAGCAACUGCAUGGCUUUUUCAGAACCAGCACAUGUGAUUGUCUUUGCCAAUAUUGCAGUAAAUUCUCAAACUGCCAACUA
Messenger RNA from Conger conger (European conger), 5241 nucleotides. RefSeq names its product UPF2 regulator of nonsense mediated mRNA decay (gene upf2). The transcript is spliced from 22 exons. Bases 132 to 3986 code for a protein of 1284 amino acids. The record is from RefSeq and is a predicted model, not a curated record. Lineage: Eukaryota; Metazoa; Chordata; Actinopteri; Anguilliformes; Congridae. Gene Ontology annotation, cellular component: exon-exon junction complex; cytoplasm. Gene Ontology annotation, molecular function: RNA binding; protein binding. Gene Ontology annotation, biological process: nuclear-transcribed mRNA catabolic process, nonsense-mediated decay.